CUUGGGCUGAACCAAGACCUAGCAAGGCGCCGAGCUACACGACAUUCACUACACCGAGCAUCUGCAUCAUGGCGAACUCAAGAUUCGAAUAUGUGCGCAAUUUUGAGCAGCCAGACCCUCUGCUGCCGAAUACUUGGAUAGUAGUCCGCGUAGAUGGAAGAGCUUUUACAAAGAUGUGUGCCAAGUACAAGUUCGAGAAACCGAAUGACCGCAGGGCUCUGGAUCUCAUGAACACGGCGGCCAAAGCAGUCAUUGCCGAUCUACCAGAAAUCACACUGGCAUAUGGCGUGAGCGACGAGUACAGCUUUGUCUUUCAUAAAUCAACAAAUCUGUUUGAGCGGCGAUCCAGCAAACUCGUCAGCACGGUCGUGUCUACGUUCACAUCCAACUACGUCUACUCUUGGUUCUCUCACUUCCCGGACACGCCGCUGUCGUUUCCCCUGCCAACGUUCGACGGGCGAGCCGUGUUGUACCCGACCAUCCAGAAUCUGCGUGACUACCUGAGCUGGCGGCAAGCCGACUGCCACAUCAACAAUCUAUACAACACAGCCUUCUGGUCCCUAAUUCAACUCGGCGGCAUGGAAAAUAAAGAGGCAGAGCAGGCCCUCGCUGGCACAUUGGCCGCUGACAAGAACGAGAUCUUGUUCUCGAAAUUCGGCAUCAACUACAACCGCGAACCCGAGAUCUUCAAAAAGGGGAGCGUCAUCUUCCGUGAUUACGAGCUGGUCGAGCCCGCGAGUCACAACACUGCGGAGACUGUCGACGCGCAAGCUGAGCCCGUCCAGCAGUCCAAGAAGCAGACGGAGAAUGACAAGAAGCGCCGAUCCAAGGCCGCCAUUGUGGUGGACCAUUUGGAUAUCAUCAAGGAUGAAUUCUGGGACAGGAGACCGUGGAUUCUGUCAAAUAAACCAGGCAAAAUCCCAAAAGAGGUAUAA
Molecule: messenger RNA, 935 nt
Organism: Emericellopsis atlantica
Lineage: Eukaryota; Fungi; Ascomycota; Sordariomycetes; Hypocreales; Bionectriaceae
Product: tRNA guanylyltransferase
Exons: 8
Coding region: 69-935 (288 amino acids)
Biological process (GO): tRNA modification
Molecular function (GO): magnesium ion binding; tRNA guanylyltransferase activity
Source: RefSeq, a predicted model, not a curated record